Messenger RNA from Acanthochromis polyacanthus (spiny chromis), 10657 nucleotides. RefSeq names its product G protein-coupled receptor 158a (gene gpr158a). The transcript has 12 exons. Gene Ontology annotation, cellular component: membrane. Gene Ontology annotation, biological process: G protein-coupled receptor signaling pathway. Gene Ontology annotation, molecular function: G protein-coupled receptor activity. The coding region runs from base 403 to 4467 and encodes 1354 amino acids. Lineage: Eukaryota; Metazoa; Chordata; Actinopteri; Pomacentridae. The record is from RefSeq and is a predicted model, not a curated record.
AAAAAGAUAUAUAUAAAUAUAAUAACAAGCUGCCCCCUCCCUUCCUCCUCGUUUUGAUUCAGUCUAUGUAGCUCCACGCAGGAGGAGAAGGUCCGCCGCGCAGCCAACAGUCAACACAGAAAACAGCUGCAAGCGGAGACUCCACAUCAACAAGCUGCAUGAGGCAUCUGGAAGAUAGAAGAUAGAAGGAGAAGAAGAAGAAAAGAGGAUUUGACGAGGAUACAGAAGAGGGUUUUCAAGAACAGAGGCGUGGAGCUUACAAGAAUAUCCUACAAGUGGUGAAGCGAUGGUUUAGCGGAGCAAUUUGGUCCAUUUUUUUCCUCUUUCCCCCCCACCACCUCCUCCUCCUCCUCCUCACAGCUGUUAAUUCCGAGCAUCUGUGGACUCUCUUUGGGAAGGGACAUGGCUGUUUUCCGAUUGUCGCUGCUGCUGCAAGUGGGAUUUGUGAUCGGAUCGAGCCACAAAUGGUCAGAAAUCGGUGCACGGGAGGAGAUCCGCGGCGCUCAGACGCACCACCGUCCGCAGCUGGCGCAUCUCCGUGCGCCUCAUCCACCUCCUCCUCCCGGGGAGACGGCGGCGGCGUCGGAGCUGCCGCAGAAAAUCGAAGAGCUUCUCCCACGGGUGGUCACGGCUUUCCUGCACACGGGGGACUCGAGCACCUUGAAGCACGCCAACUGCUCGCGGAAGUAUGAGCUCACCUCUCUGCGGGGAAGGUCACACGCAGCCCCUCAUCGCUCCAUGGGCAGCGUGCUGGAUACGGUGCUGCACGCCACAAACUUCCUCAACAUGAUCCUGCAAGCCAACAGGUCCAGGGAGCAGAGUGUGAGGCGAGACAUGGAGUGGUACCAUGCCCUGGUCAGGAGCAUUCUGGAGGGAGACGCCAAGAUCCACCGGGCGGUCGUGACUUUUAGCGGGGAUGCGUCCUUCUCGGGGCCCUCCGUGCUCCUCCAAGCCACCAGGGCCGGCGGGGAGAUCGUCCUCCAGGAUCUGUCCAGCGUGGCCCACCACCAUCUGCACAACCGCACCGCAGACACGGAGUGGUACCACGAGAUGAAAGACAAGAAGAGCCCCGGCUUCCAUAAGAGGGUGCUGAGCCAAGAUCUCAAAUCGGUGGGCAAUUCCCUGAGAAGAGGGGAGAGUUUUAUCCCGGACAAGACGCACGUGAAGUGGUCUGCGCCCUACCUGGAGUGUGAGAAUGGGAAUUUUGUCCCCCGUUGGCUUUUGACACUUUCUGCUGCCUUCUAUGGCCUCAAGUCCAACCUGGCUCCUGAAUUCAGGGGCGUGGUGCGAGUGGACAUUAAUCUGCAGGAUGUUGAUAUCGACCAGUGCUCCAGUGACGGCUGGUUUGCUGGAACCCAUCGAUGCAACCUGACCACUAUGGAGUGUUUGCCGAUCCGUGGUCAUGGAUUCGUCUUAGACAAGUACAAGUGUCACUGCAAGAAGGGAUUCUACCACCCCAACAGAGUGGCUGUGAAUGGAUUUACACGGAUGGGCAGGAAGGGAAAAGCUGCAGACAGCGGCCCCAACGCAGACGAAGGUUCUUCCAGCGACUGCCUGCCGUGCCAGCAGGGCUGCGCUUACUGCAAAGACGACACUCCAUGCGUGGCAAGAGAAGACGGAGCUCUUCGAAUGGCCGUCCUCUCCUUCCAGUGCCUCUGCAUCCUCAUCGUCUUCAUCAGCAUGGUGCUCAUAUACCACUUUCGCAGGAAUAAGAGCAUCAGAGCAUCAGGUCUCGUCCUGCUGGAGGCCAUCCUCUGUGGAGCUCUGCUUCUCUACUUUCCGGUUGGGAUUCUCUACUUCCAGCCGAGCGUUUUCCGCUGCAUCCUGCUGCGUUGGGUUCGACUGCUGGGUUUCGCCACCGUCUACGGGACGCUGACUCUUAAGUUGUACAGGGUGCUGAAGGUGUUCCUGUCCCGCACGGCCCAGAGGAUCCCCUACAUGACCAGCUGGCGAGUGCUGCGGCUGCUGGGCAUCAUCCUGCUCAUCGUGUGCUGGUUCCUGGUGGCUUGGACAUCUGCCGUCUGUCAGAACCCGGACCGGAAGUCAGCUCUAAUCGACGUGGGCUACACCCCCGACGCCCUGCAGUUCAGCAUGUGCCUGCUGGAUCGCUGGGACUACAUGAUGGCCGUCGCUGAGUUCCUCUUCCUGCUGUGGGCGGUGUACCUGUGCUACGCCGUGAGGACGGUGCCGUCGGCCUUCCACGAGCCUCGCUACAUGGCCAUCGCUGUUCACAACGAGCUCGUUCUGUCGGCUAUAUUCUACGUCAUCAGGUUCACUCUCGCCCCUGAGCUUCAUCCAGACUGGAUGCUGCUGCUGUUCUUCACCCACACUCACCUGACUGUAACAGUUACGUUGGGUCUACUACUUAUUCCCAAGUUCCUGUUUGCUGGUACCCAUAUGAGAGACGACAUUGCCUCCGAGGCGUACGAGGACGAGCUGGACAUGGGUCGUUCUGGGUCGUACCUCAACAGCAGCAUAACAUCGGCAUGGAGCGAGCACAGCCUGGACCCCGAGGACAUUCGGACACCAGACGAAAUGGGCCAUCUCAGUUCUAUUAAUGGCUGUGGCGUAAGAUCUUGCGACAGUCUUUGGGAAAAACGUACCAACGAAGAGCUGAAGAAACUGUACUCCCAGUUGGAGAUUUACAAGAGGAAGAAGAUGCUGGCAAACAACCCUCAUCUGCAGAAAAAGCGUAGCUCUAAGAAGGGACUGGGUCGUUCCCUGAUGAGACGCAUCACUGAGAUUCCCGAAUCCGUGCAUCGCCAGUGCAGCCGGGAAGACAAGGAGGCAGGGGAGCAUGGCAGCAACCGCAACAGCAUCUGCAUGUUGAAGAAGAACCCUCUAGAUCAGACUCAUGUCAGCAAACCGGCAAAGGAGGAGACACUGAAGAACAAGGUUUUCUCUCUGAAGAAGUCCCACAGUAGCUAUGACCAUGUCCGAGACCAAAGUGAAGACUCCAACAGCUCAAUGACAGACAAGAUGGAGGUGACUCCAGCUGAAGGGUCUCUUCUGGAUACACUAAUGGGCAAGAAGCUGGUCAAGAAGAAGUCCAGUGAGAAUAUAAAUGUCGCCAGUGAAUCGACAGAAUCAGUUCCUUUGGUCUGCAAGUCAGCCAGCGCCCAUAACCUCACUGCAGACAAGAAACCAAUCCAUCCCAGAGCCUCCAUGCUGCAGAAGUCCCUCAGUGUCAUCGCCAGUGCCAAAGAGAAGACUUUGGGCUUGACUGGAAAGACCCAGGGCACGGAGGACAGCAGUAAAAAGAGUCAGCCAAAGAGCAAAGAUGCAAAGGCAAACGUGGAGCCAGAGAACGAGACUCCACCCAAGAUGAUUAUCAGUCAGUCGGUUGAGUACAAACAAAGCACCACAAAAGGCAGAAUCAUGAAGCAGCCAGUGAGCGGCAGCCAGCCCACAAUCUGCUCCGAUCCUAUCAAGGGAAAGGACCUGUAUGACCUCUCAGAAGUGUGCCCCUGGGAAGUGGAAGAUCUCCCAACUCCGUCUGAAAACAAGGUGCAAAAGCAUGUGUCGAUAGCACCAAAGGAAACCACAACAGUUCACGGAGGGAGCACCAAAGGAGGCAAAUCUCAGCAGCAGAAGCAGAAGGCUUCAGAUCAGUCUCCAUCAGGCGGCAGGCACUCCAAAGAGAUUCAGAGGACGACAGCUGUCCGAGCAGAGGUAUGUCCAUGGGAGGAGGGAGGUGACAGUCAAGCGGAAGUGUCAAAGCAACCAUUAUCCAAUCAGACGAAGGCCCAACAGCCUCAUCCUGCAGUAGAAAGCUCCAAAACACAUCAAGCAGAUGUUUGUCCAUGGGACUUUGAAGAGCCACAAAAGCCAACAGAGUUAGCUCGCUCAGCCGACAUGACAAAGCAGAAAAAGGGCACCUCUCCAGUGGAAGCGAGAGGGAGAAGCGCCCUUUCAGAUCCACCCAAAGUGGGAGCAUCGCUUCAGCCACUAACAUCAAAAGCUGACGUCUGUCCCUGGGACUUCGACAGCACUGCAGUAUCCCCAACUUCCGAGAGGACGCCGAGUCCCUCGCAAGCAUCCAAAACCAAGGAAUCCCCUUCAAAAAAGAAAGGCACCCCUGCCACAAGAACAGUUGAGAAGGAGAAAUCAAAAGACACUGACGAUGACAAAAGUAGAACAAAAGCUAAGGACAAGAGCAAAUCUUCGGAGAAACACGUGAGCCAACAAAAAAUGGCCGAGGUUUGCCCGUGGGAUGUGGAGAGUCAUCAGGAGGUGCCGCUGGUAGAAAAAAGGAAAAGCGCUAACGUUGGAGCAGCCAAGGCAAAGCCGGCUGAAGUGUGUCCGUGGGAUUAUGAGGAUACGUCAGAUAAAAAAGGUACAGACAAAAGUGCUUCUGUAGUGAAACAGAGCAACCCAAAUUCUAAAGGUGGGGCUGCGAGUGUUUCAAAAAAGGCAGAUGUUUGUCCCUGGGACUUUGAGGAUAGCACAUCGAGCAAGAAGGCAUGACAGCCAACCUUAAUGGACCACUGAGAUUAUAGUUAUUGAUGUAUACUUUUUUUCACUUUGAAAUCGUUAAAUAUUACCUUUUACUAUUAGUACGGUGACUUGGAAGCAAAGUUGAUCAAGUUCCACAAGUUGCCUUCCUUUCCGAGGUUUUGUUCCUGUUUUACCUAUUUUGGAAAUAAGUAAAAUGUACAAAAAACCUAAACAAAGUCAUGAUGAGCAUUCCAGAUUAUUACAGGAAAAUCCUGAUGAUGAAUCGUUGUCUACUUAUGCAACUUUUAAUUCAGCUGAACAUCUGCGUUCAUCAUGUCAACAGUUCUUACUUUUUGCUUUGCUUCAUCAGUUCUUGGACCGGGAUACGACACGAGAGUCGAGAUGUAGAGAAAAGAAUGUGUGUGAAGACGAAGGAUGAAAUUAAGGUCGAAGUACAAAACAGCAAAAGUGAAAGCCAAAGAAUAAGAGAGCAUUUGCAAAGAAGGAUGUUAGUCUUGAGGCUGUAAAGUUAAAUUAUUAGUUUUGUGUCUUUGGCACCGAGGGACUAAAAUCAGUCUAUAGCACUUUAGCCAACUCCAUAAAUUUACAAGCGAGGACAAAAAAAAUGUACAAGAAGAACUUUGUCCCUUGACUUUGUCCUUCCUGUACAUUCUGUCCUCUUCUUUUCAACCUCACGGCUUGAUAUCACACCGGAUAUCACGCACUGACCAAACUCAGAUAUGUUCUUUAUUUAGAUCUAUUUAAUUAUAGUUCUCUGCAGAUUCAAAUGCUUCCAAGUCUGCAGAGAUGUACUGUAUGUGCCUAACUAACUAGCAUUGUCUUGUAUCAGUCUGAAGGGAAACAAGUGGCUUCUUCUUCAGCAUUUUGUGACGGUGAAAUUAUAUAAACAGCAUGCACAGCCAGGUAUCAAGAGUACCCUCCCGGUUUGUCAACUAAAGCAGCUAAUGUGUUGACAGAUAUAUAAUGUUGUUUUUAGUUUUUGAAUACUGGAGACACUCAUGUUUCCUGCUUUCAGGUGUCCAAAAGCUUAAGGGAUGGUGAAGAUUAUAUGAGAGCAGCGUUGACGUGAAUGUGUGUGUCAAAAUGGCUCGUGUUUUUCACAUAUGUAAAGAAAAAGUAGGGAUGGAAAAUUACAGAGGGAAAUAAUUUGCACCAGCUUUGUUUAUGAAUCCAGCAUGUGUGUGUGUGCGUGUGUGUCUGUGGACACAAUAUCAUCAGAUUAAUCGGAAAAAUGUGAUGCAGUAACCUGAAAAUUUACACAUGAUGAAGUCCUGCCUUCCUGUUUACAGUCCUACUGCCUCAAGAAAUGCAAAAAAAACUGUCCAGCAGGUUAGCAACUCUAUGUAACAACAAACCACUGAAAGAAUUUUGGUUAAUUAAAACCUGGGUUUUAUUUUAGAGUUUUGGAUGUCAGGAUUUGUCACACAGGUUUGAACCUCCAGGUUAGAUCAAGUUUUGUAGGAAGCGAAUAGUGGAAUCAUUAGCCAAUCUGUCUCUUCUAAACAUCCAUCACAGUUCUAAAGCUUCUUCCCGUAUCUGUGCAAUUAUCUAUUAUCAAAGCUGAUCUUGAUCUUUAGUCUGAGCUGUAAUUUAGUUUCAUUUAAUUUUUUCGGGCGGAGACAGAGUUUGUUGGGAAGGGAGUUUAUGUUUGUCCAUUUUCUGCUAUGGAAACGUUGAUAGAGGCAAUGUUUUUCCAAGAAAUUAGCUACUUUAAGGGUUGUCGUGUCUUGACCUUGACGUAGUACAACUUGGGCAACUUUGCCAGCCACUUUCUAACCAUCAUUCUGGCAUUUUUCAUCGAUCUGGUUAUUUUGCUGGUGCUUGGAAGAUAUCUUUGUUGAUCUUAAUUUAUAUUUCUGCAAUGAAUCUGUGGCAUCAUCUGAUAUGUACCCCACAAAAUAUGUAACCACAUGUUGCAGAGAGGCAGACCCUAUAAAUUGUGAUUGGUCUGCUUGGUAGUAAUAUGGUGUGUUUACAAGGCAUAUUGAUUUGCAACUGCUAAAUGAAACAAUAUGUAAUACGUAGUAGGCUGUAAAUGAAUGCAGUGUUCCACUAAACUCAGCCAAUUCCAACAUCAAGUAACUUUUCUUUAGCAUUUCUCGGCUCCACCUCCUACAUGGUCUGCUCCAUUGUUUUGUUCAUAGUAGCAUAGAAACCCAACCUUUGACUAGCUUUUAUGUGGUGUAACUGCUCAGACACACCAGAACAUAAGGAAAAUGCUGCCAGGCCACAACUUGUUUAGGCUAUAACACGGGCAUUGUGUAUUGUUAACAUAGGGGAUAAAGCAAGAUUAAGAUGCUUCCAUACUUAGUAUGCUAUACUAUACUCAAGUAUGUCUGAAACAUACUUAGGUGUGGUACACAUCUGGUAUGAAAGCUUUGCCUUCAGAAACCUGCGCAUGCAUGCAGAUCUCCCAUACUUUUAUCUGAUUUCCUGCAUAAAUAUGGGGUUUGAAAACAGGAAAAAUGUAUUCCUAAGCAGCAUCAACCCUCCUGUUGUCUUCAUUUACAGGCACCAAAAUAUUGUUUGCUUGUCUGAAAAGAACCCAAAAAUUCAGCAAAAAAAUUUCGUCAAUUUUUUUAAAAAAUUGCAAAACCUUCCGGAAGAAAAUUCCAACAAUUCCUUAUAAGUUUUUUUUUUUUUAAAAAGUCCCCCAAAUGUGGCCAUGAAAUUCUUGUGAAUAUUUUAAAAAAAUAAAUAAAAAUCUUCCCAAAAAGUCCUGAAUAUAUCUAAAAUGAUUACAUGUAUGUCAGUAAAACUUCUAAUAUUUUCUUUAUAAACAUUCACCAAAAAAUUCAACCAAAAUCCAGCGACAUUCGCUGCAUUUUGGUUGAAUUUUUUUGUGAAUGUUCUGGAAGAAACAUUUUUAGCAUUUCUUUUUUUCCCACCCACAAAUGUUCAGAGAUUUCACAAAAAUGUUCAAAAUGGGGACAUCAGAAAUUUCACUGUGAAAAUAUAUAUUUUUUCCCCAUUUUCAAACUUUAAAGCAGGUGAGGACAACACGAGGGUUAAUGUGAAGCAUUGCUGCGUUGUACAGUUAGCGGCUAGCUCCUCAUGUCCAAUCUGAAUGCUCCUUUAAUUUCAUCUAAGAAGUCCUGUUUGGAUAUUUCUCCAUCUGAGAGUAACCUAAAGUGAUCUGAACAAUUGCUUUGUUUACUUCCUUAUUUCUAGGUUAUAGCACUUACAUUGGUGAGCACGGUGUUAUCAUAACUGAUAGAAAUAGUUGCCAUAAUGGCCAAAAUAAAACCCAGGCUUGUAAUUGACCAGAUUUGUCAUUUAACAUAUUGAAAUAAUAUAAUUUCACAUUACAAAACCUAUAGUGUUUUGAAUUAUUAAAGGUUAAACACUGUGUUGCUGCCAUCAGUUUUUCUUUGUGUGUCUGCAUUUAAAGUUGAAUUAAAAGCCCAGUUGAUUAAUCAAAUAAUUUCAGAAUCAGGCUGAGCAUUGUGGUUACAAAUUCAUAAUCUGACUAAAUUCAUUGAGGAUAUUCCAGUUGUUCUGUGUUUCUGUCUAAAUAUUCAACAUGCAUUCUCCAUCCUGGCGUUUAAAAGAAAAAGGAAAAAAAUCUCCCACUUAUAUUUAAAACUGUAGCUGUUGAAAUCCUGACAAUAUUUGAGGUCGUGUGAGGAAAACUAUGUAUCGGUAUAGCAUCUGCAGUGCUUUAUGGUAUCUUGUGAGAAUUCCUGAAUGUCGUCACUGAUUGUAACUAUCUGUAUUCGCUGUCGACGUCCUCAUGACAGAAAUAUCUGAGCUCCGUGGGGGUCUUUACUGAUUGUGAUUAAAAACCAGUGCUUGUCAGUGAGAUCUUGAUUAAAGACAGCUUGCUAAAUUUCUUUUUGGCGCAGCUCCACUGAAAACAAUCCAGCUGCAAAUAUUUGUGUCUGAUUUCAUCUGAAUCUCUGCAAACAUCUCAUAUUUGCCGUCGCCUCCUGAGAAAUUACCUCCGUCCUCUGAAAUCUUUCAGAUGCGGAGUGUUUACCUGUACGGCGUGAGAUUAGUCGUCACCUCUGCUUUAUGAGCUCCUCCAGGAAUGGUGUCUGAGAACAACUGUCACCAUGCACAGAUUGAUUGUAAUGCUUUGAUGGAUCUGUAUGAUAUUUAUGAACCAGAUGUUAGGCGUCAUCCAUCAUCUGCAUUGUGGUAGCGAACACAGCAUCCUAUUAAACGGAGGAAUCCUGAUCCCUCCUAACGACAGCAGUGACAUUUCAAACCCCCUUUUCUUUCUUUCUUUUUUUUUUUUUUAACCCCGACUUUAAAGUCACUGCUGUAUCUGAUUUUACUGCCCUGGGUGAUACAUAACAGGCUGCCUCUUUAUUGUCCCUGUAGGAAAGAUGUUUUAAACGACGAGCUGUGUCUACCUUCAUGCUAAUUAUUUUGCAGUGCAUGAUUUUGAUAAAAAUUCAAUCCAUUUGUUUGAAUAAGAACCAAAAUGAGCAAUAUUUUGUGGCAUUUUUGAGCAACGAAGUCAUUUUUGUGGUGUCAAAACACAUUUUUAUUCCUUUAUAAUGAUUUUAACCCUCGUGUCGUCCUGCCCGUCAAAAUUGACCCGUUUUAAAGUUUGAAAAUGUGGGGGGAAAAAAUAUUUUCACAGGGAAACUUCUGAUGUCCACAUUUUCAACAUUUUUGGAAAAUCUUUGAAUAUUUUUUGGUGGAAAAAAUAAGUGUUAAAAACGUUUCUUAAGAACAUUCUCAAAAAAAAAAAGCAACCGAAAUCCAGCGAAUUUCACUUUGAUUUUUAUGUGAAUGUUCUUCACCCUCCUGUUGUCCUCAUUUACAGGCACCAAAAAAUAUUGUUUCCUUGUCUAAAAGAAAUCCAAAAAUUCAGCAAAAAAGUUCCACAAAUUUCAGAAAAUUUACCAAACAUUCAGGUAAAAAAUUGCAAUAAUUCCUUAAAAGUUUCAUUUUAAGAAAUCCUCCAAAUUUUAGUCAUUUAAAAAAAAAAGAGUACAAAUCUUGAAAAAAAAUCCUAAAAAUAUCUAAAAUGAUUACAUAUAUAUCAGUAAAACUUCUAAUAUUUUCUGUAAGAACAUUCACAUAAAAAUCAACCAAAAUCCAGCAAAAAUCACUGGAUUUUGGUUGAUUUUUUUGUGAAUGUUCUUAGGAAACAUUUUUAACUUUACUUUUUUUUUCCCCAAAAACUGUUCAAACAUUUCCCAAAAAUGUUGAAAAUGUGGACAUCAGAAGUUUCACUGUGAAAAUAUAUAUUUUUUCCCACAUUUUCAAACUUUAAGAUGGGUCAAUUUUUGACCCACAGGACGACACGAGGGUUUAAGAAAAGGUUUUGCAAGAUUUUUUUUGCUGAAUUUUUGAAUUUUUUUCAGACAAGGAAACAAAUAUUCUUUGGUGGCCGUAAAUGAGGAUAACAGAAGGGUUAAACUAAAAUUUUCAAGUAAAUUUAAGCAGAAAAAUGCAAUCAGUGCAUUACCAAAUCGUUAAACUAAGGAGUGUGUUACACGCUUGCAUAACAGUGGACCUACUUUUGAUUUGCAUAAAUUCAGACUGUGUACUUGCUGUAGGACUCCUCAGUUCAGUCAGUCCAUAGCUGUCCGUGUAUUAAAUCGUGUAACACAUAACCAGUGUCUGUUACCGUCCGUUUCUCUGGAGAUUAUCAUUGUAAUUUAACCUUCAUCAUCAAUGAACCGCUGGAACUUCCAAACUCAGCCGUUUACUUGGGUGUGCAAAAUCCGAGACCAUUGUUCUUGUACCACCUUGCCAUAGACGAUACCGUGUCCUGUAGCUUUUUUGUCCUCCAAUUCGGGUCUUUACCAUGGUGCGUUCUGUUGGCUAGCAGCUUUCAUUUUAAACCUGACGUCUAUUCUCUCUCUUGUGACCAAACCGAGUCACACGAUGGCAAAUACAAACUACUACUAUUGCUACUACUACUAUUCAAUGCUGUAACGUCGUAAAUCUUGCUCUUGUGGCUUCUGCAUGAAUUCAAGAAAUUAGUAGGACCGAUGUUUCACUGCCCUUGAUAGAACAAAAAAGAAAAAAAAUUGAUCUUUUAUGGACUGUUACAAGUUGUAUAGUGAGUGAUACUGUCCCUUACCCACUGUAUUAUGUGCUUGUUAUAACUAUUGCUCUAUGACAAGCUUAUAGCAUCAAUAUAUGGGAAUAUUUGGUAGAUUUAUAUUGUGUUAUAUUGUGAUAGCAUGUACAUAAAAGAUACCUCCUCUGCAAUAAAUAUUUAUAUGAAAAUGAA